Molecule: messenger RNA, 1046 nt
Organism: Megalops cyprinoides (Indo-Pacific tarpon)
Lineage: Eukaryota; Metazoa; Chordata; Actinopteri; Elopiformes; Megalopidae
Gene: tnnt2a
Product: troponin T type 2a (cardiac)
Exons: 14
Coding region: 81-881 (266 amino acids)
Biological process (GO): cardiac muscle contraction; sarcomere organization; regulation of muscle contraction
Cellular component (GO): troponin complex
Molecular function (GO): troponin I binding; troponin C binding; tropomyosin binding
Source: RefSeq, a predicted model, not a curated record
GAGAUUUAAUAAACAGUCCGGUGACUGUGCCGUUGUCUCUCCUCACCCCUUCUGCACCUUUCACAGGUCUAAAUCUAAACAUGUCAGACAACGAGGAAGUUGAGGAGUACGAGGAACAAGAGGAGGUCCAGGAUGAGGCAGAAGAAGAGAAUGAGGAAGAGGAGAAGGACACCACUCAGGAGCAAGAUGCAGCUGAGGAGCUCGAAGAAGGAGAAGAAGAGGCAAAACCCAAGCCAAAGCCAUUUUUGCUCCCCAAUCUGGUGCCUCCCAAGAUCCCAGAUGGAGAGAAAGUUGAUUUUGAUGACAUCCACCGCAAGCGCAUGGAGAAAGACCUGAACGAGCUCCAGACCCUGAUCGAGGCCCACUUCGAGAACCGCAAGAAGGAGGAGGAGGAGCUCAUUAGCCUCAAAGACCGAAUCGAAAAACGCAGAUCUGAACGGGCUGAACAGCACAGGAUCCGCAGCGAGAGAGAGAAGGAGCGACAGAAACGGGUGGAGGAAGAGAAAGCAAGGAAGGAGGAGGAGGAGGCAAAGAAGAAAGCUGAAGAUGACGCAAAGAAGAAGAAGACCCUCACCAGCUUGCAUUUUGGAGGAUACAUGCAGAAGACAGAGAGGCGGAGCGGCAAGAAACAGACCGAACGUGAGAAGAAGAAGAAGAUCCUCAGUGACCGCCGUAAACCUCUCGAAAUCGACAACAUGAGUGAAGACAAGCUCAGAGACAAGGCCAAGGAGCUGUGGAAGUGGAUGCACCAGCUUGAGGCCGAGAAGUUCGAACUGCAGUACAAGUUCCAGCGGCAGAAAUACGAAAUUAAUGUCCUGAGGAACCGUGUGAGCGACCAUCAGAAGACCUCCAAAAGAACGAAGAGAGGCUUGAGGAAGUAGAUGCCUUUCAAGGACAUGGCCCAUCAGUGACUGUUAUGACCAGCAAGCUGAGAGAUUCCUUCAGAUGUAUGCACUGUACUUGCUCCUCAGUACCCUAACAGUAAUAGCUUUUGGAAAAUGUACUAUGUUUAGCCUGAUAUCUCCAAGUUGUGUCAUUUUAUGGAU